Molecule: messenger RNA, 468 nt
Organism: Didymodactylos carnosus
Lineage: Eukaryota; Metazoa; Rotifera; Eurotatoria; Philodinida; Philodinidae
Source: the annotation of a GenBank genome assembly
AUGCUUGAGAAAAAAGCUUCACUAGGGUUGGAAGUAAAUUUACGUGCAUUAUAUCAGACAAGUGUUUAUACUUGUCAAGUACUUGACAAUUGGAAAUUAGUUAUCGAACCUAUUUAUUAUCGUCGUAAUUGUUCAACUGUCCAGUAUAUGAUAGUUGAAUAUGCUACAUCAUCCUCAUCUCGUCGACGUCGUGAAAAGUGGAGUCAUUCAUGUUCUCAUUCAUCACCAGAUAGAGAUCAAGGAGAACUGAAGAAACGUGAUAAUUCAAUUGAAAAAUUAGAACGUGCUAUAGAAGAACGGGUAUUAUUAAAAAAAUCAGAAAAACCUACAGUUGAUGAUGCUGUUGAUGUACACCCAGCUUCAGGUGAUGCCUACUUACGUACUCCCGGACCUGCUAAGGAACUUGAAGAUAGCACAAGUGGAAAUGCUGAGAAUAUUUUGAGAAAUCGAUUGGAAUAUGAAUUAUAG